AGAGAUUAUUUCUUUAAAUAUAUCGUUUUCGAUUUGUAACCGAUAAACUCCAUAAUAAAAUUCUUCUAACAGUAAAUGAAAACGACAUGCCAGGAGCCAUAUGUACCUCAACUGCUUACUUCCACGAGUAUAGCGGAAGAGUUGUAUCCCGUAGAUCACAUGAUCUAGAUAAUGUCAGUUGCAGGAAUGUGUUAUCUCUUAUUAUGAUGUGAACGAGAAGGGUGUUUUGAAAGUCCUCGGGCUAGUAGGGGAAAGAUGGCCGGCCAGAAAAGUUUAGAAGAUGCGGUUGUCAUUCAGGAUCAGGAACUACUGCACAAGCUGCUAGACAGUAGCCGCAUGGAUCCACAGGACAGCCGCAGUGCAUUUUUCAUGGCAUGUCUACUGGAAAACGAAAAUUGCACUGUUGCCUUGCUGCAUGCCGGAAACUCUGCUGACAUGGUAAAUGAAGAAGGAUACACACCUUUAGCAUUAGCAGCAAAACGGGGGUCCGUCAGAAUGGUGGAACUUCUUAUACACUGGGUAAGCAACAUUGAUCUGACCAGUGGUCCGCUACUUAACACCCCACUCCACAAUGCUGCAUCUGAAGGCUACGUUGAUUGCUGUCAGUGUCUGAUAAAUGCUGGUGCUGAUGUGAACUCUGUGAAUUCGGAGAAUGACACUCCUCUAAUCUUGGCCUCAUUACAUGGUCAUCUUUCCGUAGUGAAACGUCUCUUGGCUUACCAUGCAUCUGUCAGACGACGGGGCUAUCUGGACCGGACUGCACUGCACUGUGCCACAGAAAGUGGUCACCUGGGAGUCUGUAGAUUCUUGGUGAGUGCUGAAGCGGAUUUGGAAGAGGAGGACACCUUCGGUAAUACGCCAUUGAUCUGUGCAGCAGAGAAAGGAUAUGUAGAACUAAUUAAGUUGUUCCUGGUCAAUGGGUGUGACAUUAACAGAAUGUGCCACAGUGCUGCAACGGCCCUGCACUACACAGCACAGCACGGGGAUACCACCUGCUGUGGUGUGUUGCUUCUGAAUGGGGCGGAGAUCGACGCCCAGGACAUUCGACGCUUCACUCCUCUGAUGAUGGCUGCUAUGAACGGGCAUCACGAGGUGGUAAGGAUGAUGAUCAAUUGGAAGUGUAACGUCAAUAUGGUGUCCUACAACAAGCGCAGUGCCCUGCACCUGGCGGCUGAGCGAGGACAACUCAAGUGCUGCAAGCUGCUGCUCGAUUCAGGAGCCAAUAUAGACAAUCAGGACUUUCUCGGGUGUACGCCGUUACAUAUAUCGGCCCUGAAGGGAAAUCUAGCAGUAAUGAGGUUCCUAAUAUAUCAGGGCGCUGAUAUUAACAAGAAACCCAAUAACUGUAACACCCUUCUUCAUUAUGCCGCGUCGGGUGGAAACGUUAUUUGUUGCAAUGAUCUGAUCGAAAGGGGGUUUGAUCUCAACGCCCGUAACAGGGAUGGCAUUACACCGUUAAUAAGCGCGGUGACAUCAAAGCAGGUGCAAACGACCAAGUUCUUUCUUGAUGCUGGAUGCCAGGUGAAUAUCCGUGGUUUGCAUGGGAUGACUGCCGUCAACGAAGCUGUUUUCACCAAACAGCCGAGUAUUGUGUCGGUGCUCUUGAAGUAUAAUGCAAAUCCAAAUAUUGAAGAUGAUGCAGGAACGCUACCGCUAUGGUUCGCAGUGGAUAUGGAUUUUCCACCUUUGGACAUUGUGAAACAGUUGAUCAAGGCCGGCAGUAAAUUGGAUGCACGGUCCACGCUUGACGAUCCUUGUGGCCCGUGCAAUCCGGUCGAGCAUGCUGUACACCGAAACAAAACGGUCAUUAUAACUUGGUUCGUUGCUUCUUACUGUGAAGAAGCAGCCAACACCUUACGCAAAUGCCUGCGUGCCGCCGAGACCCAGCCCAAGGUCUGGCAAUCGACGAUAAUAUUUGUACGGAAUUUAGUGAGCACACCGCAGUCUCUUCUUGCAAACUGCCGAAAAGAAAUAAGGUCGUGCGUCAUCAAGGGUCACAUAAUACCGGGAACAUUCUCACAGCUGCAUGUUCCACAGAUGUUGAAGAAUUAUCUCGAUUUCAGUGAUUUUGAAGGGUCACAGUGUUAAACUUGUGUUCAUUUCAACAGUCUAAAACAUUGCAUUGUCUUUUGCAGAAAGCUGCGAAGAAACGCCGGGUACAUUACAUAAUGUUUCCAAUGCAGCUAAAUUUGUGUGUUUGUUUGUUUGUGUGUUUUCCAAGAAUGUGGUGAAUGCUCCACAGUCUUAAGACUCUAAAUGCAUACGUGGCAAAGAUACAUGCUAGAAAUAUUUGGUUUCAGGACCAGCAAGAUGGAUGUUACAUAACUGUGCCCUGAUUUCAGUCAUUAUAAUGACAUUCAUGCAGUAUUAACUGGAUACUUAUUGGCAACAUUAUGUGCAAUAAUAAAAUAAUAACGUGAUAAGU
Molecule: messenger RNA, 2425 nt
Organism: Gigantopelta aegis
Lineage: Eukaryota; Metazoa; Mollusca; Gastropoda; Neomphalida; Peltospiridae
Product: putative ankyrin repeat protein RF_0381
Exons: 2
Coding region: 256-2088 (610 amino acids)
Biological process (GO): intracellular signal transduction
Cellular component (GO): cytoplasm; nucleus
Molecular function (GO): protein binding
Source: RefSeq, a predicted model, not a curated record